This is a messenger RNA of Pteropus alecto (black flying fox), 555 nucleotides long. Its product is annotated as transmembrane protein 217. The record is from RefSeq and is a predicted model, not a curated record. The transcript has a single exon. The coding region runs from base 1 to 555 and encodes 184 amino acids. NCBI's taxonomy places the organism in Eukaryota, Metazoa, Chordata, Mammalia, Chiroptera, Pteropodidae.
AUGAAUUACAGGAUGUUCUCCCUUUGGGGGGGCAUCUUUUCUAUCCUCAAUACCAUCCAGUUCCUCAUCUUUGACUUGAACGAGAUUGUCAUCUUUGACUAUGAGGAUCACUUCUACAUCUACAAGGACAUGAAGGUUGGGAUAAGCUCUUGGGUCAUAAGGAACAAGAAUAUCAUCAGCAUCAGUCUAUCCAGCAUCACCAUCAUGGUCAGCGCUUUGCUCCUCUAUUGUGUCCACAAGAACAACUACAUGGGGUUGCUGUGCUAUUCCGUGUGGAUCGUCAUCUACGAGCUCAUCUGCUUCUCCGCAGUCCUGCUCAUGAACAGUAACCUCAAAGAAUAUUUCAAGGAGCUGAGUUACCUGCACUUGAUUUUCCAGAUCUCCCGCAUGUUCCUGCACUUAUUCUUUCUGCCCUUUAUCAUCCAUUAUACGUACAUCCUUUACAAGGACCCCAAGACUUCCAGCAAGACAGGCCGUCGCAGGUGCUCCUCCAUCAGCACGAUAGACUCAUGGCCAGCCGUCGGGCUGGGAACGUUGUGGCAUAAGUUAAACUGA